UAUGGGACACAUACUCAACGUCAGCAUACAUACCACCCAAUAAAAAUAAGACACGUGCAAGGGGUAAUACCACCAUACGCCAAAUGGAAUUGUCCCCCAAACCAUUUCAAUAGCCCGCCUGCCGGCUCCCUUUCUCUUGUCUCUCUUUUUGAAGUCAAAUAUCAUUUCAGAAACUUCUCUGUCCCUGUCUCAACAAAAAGCUCAGCUACGUUGUCGGGGAUUUCACUCUUUUUUCACUCAAAAUCUCGGAUGUGCCACUACCGUCAGUGAUUGAUGGGUAACUGUUGUGAGUCUUGUGACUCUGAUGAAGAAGGACCUCCGGUGUCGGGUAUCCCCCAUGGCGAUCCAGGAUCUCCGCGGCAAAGACUGAGAGUCGAACAAGUAAAGCAGCGUAGUCAGUGGGAGGAAUUUGUAGAUUGGCUUCGUCGGUGGUGGCAGGGUGAUAAUGAGUCGUGUGAUAUUGAGCGGUGUGAUAAUGAGCAUGGUGAUAAUGAGCAGAGUGAUGGUGACCAUAUUUAUGAGCAAAAGGUGCAAAUACUUGUGGAGAUGGGCUUUGCUGAAGAUGAUGUAAGAAGAGCUCUAAAUGAAAAUGGUUGUAAUGAAUUAUUGGCUCUGCUCAUGCUUUGCGUAUAGAAUACGAAUACAGAGGCUUAGUUUGAAUCUCUAAGUUCCUCAUCUAGACUAGGCCCUGAUUUUGAUGUCUUUUAAUUCUUUAUAUACCAUGUUUUUUUUAACCAUAUCUAUCUUCUGAUGUAACUCAAUCCAUGAGAGUGACAACUCACUUAUUGUCGAGCAACUUUUGCCGUGGGUAGAGUUACCAUAACUAUCAGUGCAAUUGAAGUGUUCAAAAUUGAAGAAUUAAUGUUUUGUGUUCA
Quercus robur (English oak) is the source of this 875-nucleotide messenger RNA. RefSeq lists its product as uncharacterized. The record is from RefSeq and is a predicted model, not a curated record. Gene Ontology annotation, molecular function: protein binding. The transcript has 2 exons. Lineage: Eukaryota; Viridiplantae; Streptophyta; Magnoliopsida; Fagales; Fagaceae. The coding region runs from base 274 to 633 and encodes 119 amino acids.